Molecule: messenger RNA, 852 nt
Organism: Cynara cardunculus var. scolymus (artichoke)
Lineage: Eukaryota; Viridiplantae; Streptophyta; Magnoliopsida; Asterales; Asteraceae
Exons: 4
Coding region: 1-702 (233 amino acids)
Source: RefSeq, a predicted model, not a curated record
AUGGUGAUGAAGCUGCCUGCAUGGUUGGAAGGAUUAAUGGGGGAGAGUUUCUUUGGGAUAUGUGGGGUCCAUGAGAAUAAAAGGAAGAAUGAGAAGAACAUAUACUGCUUGGAUUGCUGUCAAAGCUUUUGCCCUCACUGCCUCCCUACUCAUCACUCUCAUCCCCUCCUUCAGGUGAGAAGAUAUGUUUACCAGGAUGUUGUUCGAUUGGACGACCUCGAGAAGCUCAUUGACUGUUCUUUUGUUCAGCCAUAUACAAUCAACAGUGCAAAAGUCAUAUUCUUGAACCAGAGGGCACAGACCAGGUCUUGUAAAGGCCCUGCUAAUUCGUGCUUCACCUGUGACAGAAUCCUACAGGAGCCCUUCCACUUCUGUUCCCUUUCUUGCAAGGUUGAUCACAUGGUAUACCAAGAGGAAGACUUGUCGACUGUUUUAUGUAGGUUUGAUGCGACUGAUUUCGCCUUUUCACAAUUCGAAGGACUUCAAAUGGAUGACGAUGGCCACAUCACUUCCGACUCCGUCCUUGACGACUCCAUGCAGUUUAAAGACUCGUCAGGCUCCGAUUCCGGCAUGGGAAUCUCGAGAAUCUCGUAUAAACCGGAGGUCGAGCGAACGAAGAAGAAACGCAACGACUUUCUUCCUAAAUUCUUUUCCUUUGGAAGCAGAAGAAAGGGGGCCCCGCAACGGUCGCCCCUUUCUUAAGCUUGUUAAUCUCCGUGUUUUAUUGUUUACUCUUGAAUACUACUAUUUAGGUUUGUCACUGUCUCGUAAUAAGGCGACAUCCAUGACUCUCGUUUCCCCAAUCUCGUCGCUCAUUUAGUAGCUAUGUCGAUAGGAAAUGCGCUACGUAGC